Microthlaspi erraticum is the source of this 1836-nucleotide messenger RNA. Lineage: Eukaryota; Viridiplantae; Streptophyta; Magnoliopsida; Brassicales; Brassicaceae. The record is from the annotation of a GenBank genome assembly.
AUGGCCGGAGUAGCCGUCUCUCCCGCUUCUCUGCUCGGUCUCAUCGCCGAAAUCAUUGUAAUUCCGGCGAAUACGGGAGUGUUUAAGAAAGACUGUGCGGAUCUCGCGAGACGAGUUUGUCUCUUGACGCAUUUGGUCGAAGAGAUUAGAGAUUCUCCGACUCCGGAAUCUGAUCCUUCGUCUUCUUUGAUUCCUUCUGAAUAUGAUGAUGAUUGGUGGUCUGAUCUCGUGGUUGGGCUCCAAUCCGCCAAGCGGCUUCUAGUCACAGCCACUAGUUUCAGAGCUCGCGAAUCCUCUGACGGUGCUGCCAAGAGAAUCUCAUUCCACUUCCAAUGCGUUGCGUGGAAACUGGAGAAAGCAUUAACCGGUUUGCCAUAUGAUCAAUAUCACAUCUCCGUUGAAGUCCGCGAACAGGUGGAACUAGCAAGAUCACAGCUGAAAAGAGCAACGCAGAGAUACGGAUCUUUGAAUUCAAAGAAGUUCUCGAUUGCUCUAUCCGAACCAAUUGAGAAAGAUGAUAUCUUUAGCAUCACCAAGAGCAAAUUUGUUGCUGAGGAGAAGCUGGAGAGUAUUCAAGAAACAGAGCAUUUGAGGAAGAGCUCUUCUGUUUCCUUGGCUUUCUUCUUAUCAAAGAAUGCUGAUGAAGAGAGAUCAGAGAAAGCGGUUACAACGAUCAACGAUGAUGACUCAAAGAACUCAGAAGAAGAAGAACUCACAAUCCCAGAGGACUUUCUUUGUCCAAUAUCUCUAGAACUGAUGAAAGAUCCUGUAAUCGUUUCAACAGGACAGACAUACGAGAGGUCUUACAUACAAAGAUGGAUAGACUGUGGAAACCUGAGAUGCCCAAAGACACAGCAGAAGCUCGAAAACUUCACUCUCACUCCAAACUACGUUCUCAGAAGCCUCAUCUCUCAAUGGUGCACUAAGCACAACAUUGAGAGUAAAACCAAAAACAGUGAUGGGUCUCUAGCCGGAGACAUGUCAGCGAUCCGAGCAGUGGUUCGCAAGCUCUCCACCACCCGAUCGAUCCAAGAACGCAAGAACGCACUCUCCAAGCUACGUUCUCUCUCCAAACGAAGCAUGGACAAUAGAAUCCUAAUUGCGGAAGCAGGAGCCAUCCCUGUUCUGAUCAAGCUUCUGACCUCGGAAGAUACUGAAACGCAGGAGAAAGCUGUCACUUGUGUUCUCAACCUCUCUAUAUACGAUCCAAACAAAGAGCUGAUCAUGCUCGCAGGACCAUCAAUCACCUCUAUAGUGCAUGUGCUGAGAGCAGGAACCACGGUAGCUAAAGAGAACGCCGCGGCGGCUCUCUUCAGCCUCUCGUUAGCUGAUGAGAACAAGAUCGUAAUAGGCGCGUCCGGCGCGAUACCGGCGUUAGUGGAUCUGCUUGAGAACGGUAGCGUGAGAGGCAAGAAAGACGCUGCGACGGCUUUGUUUAACUUGUGUAUGUAUCAAGGAAACACAGGGAGAGCGGUUAGAGCCGGUAUUGUUAAACCGUUGGUGAAAAUGCUGACCGAGAGCGAGAGGUUGGUCGAUGAAGCUUUGACCAUGCUUUCGUUUUUGGCUUCUUGUAACCUAGAAGCUAAAGCGUUGAUGUUGAAGGCUAAAGCGAUGGGGGCGUUGGUUGAUGUGCUUCAGAAGGAUCAGCAGCCGAGGAACCGAGAGAACGCGGCGGCGAUACUGCUGUGUCUUUGUAGGAAUGAUGCUGAGAGACUGACGUUUAUUGGUAGACUUGGAGCUGUUGUUCCUUUGAUGGAGCUAGCGAGAGAUGGUACAGAGAGAGCUAAGCAGAAAGCUAAUCUUUUGCUAGGGCUUCUUCGCAAAUUAUCUCACUAA